Messenger RNA from Colletotrichum scovillei, 3036 nucleotides. Its product is annotated as MutS domain V. Lineage: Eukaryota; Fungi; Ascomycota; Sordariomycetes; Glomerellales; Glomerellaceae. The record is from RefSeq and is a predicted model, not a curated record. The coding region runs from base 1 to 3036 and encodes 1011 amino acids. Gene Ontology annotation, molecular function: ATP binding; ATP-dependent DNA damage sensor activity; mismatched DNA binding. Gene Ontology annotation, biological process: mismatch repair; chiasma assembly. Gene Ontology annotation, cellular component: nucleus. The transcript is spliced from 6 exons.
AUGCCGGGACGAGGCAGCGCCAAGUCCAGUGCUUGGCGUGGUCGACCUCGCAGGGGUUUCCUCCACGGAAGUUCCAGAGACCGGUCGAGAGGUGGCUCGCAGAGGGGCUCGCGGGGAGGCCGACAAGGUGAAUCAAGGACUGGCUCGGAUGGCAGCUCAAGAGGGAGCUCGUAUACACCUCGUCGUUCGAGGGGAUCUUCCGCUCGUGCAUAUCGAGGAUCGCACGGCAGUUCCAGUGUCGUUGGUCCACACCACACCUCGCCCAUUUUCUCGAGCCCUCGUGGUACCCGUGUACCAUCACUUGAGAAGAUUUCGCUAUCUGCAGGACAAUACAUUGAAGAUACCGAAUAUCAAAAUCACCCCGUGGACCCCGCGAAUCGACUAUCACUACCGUCCAAGAACCAUCUCUUGCACUCGAUUGCUACUAGAGUCGAAUCCGGCAAUGGUCAAGUGCCCCUACCACCGUCAGGCAGCGAGUGCGAGACACCGUCACUCCUUGGCAGAGAAGGGACGGGUCAACUCGAGCGGAGGAACGAGGUUCUUAUGGCCAUUUCCGUUCAAGUGAAAGGUAUCCUUGGGUGUGCCUAUUACGAUACAGACGAAAACAGCUUGUUUCUUCUGCAGGAUAUGUCCUGUACCGCGCCGUUGCAGUUUGUCGAAAUGCUCAUGCUGCACAUUCAACCAACGACCGUCUUGUUACCCCUGAAAGUACCGGAUGUGAUUCUUCACUUCUUUGAGAAAUAUCAAAGUAAUGUGGACCGAGGAUCUGAAAGGGACAACUACAUUCUCCGACUUCUAGGUUCAAAUGAAUUCAGCCACGCGGCUGCUAUGGAGAGGUUAACGAAUUUACCGAUCGCCGCCUCGGAACAUGCUUUGGUGACGAAUACAGGAUUCGGUCUCUCCAGUCGUGGCUUGCAGGGUCCCGGAGAGGAAUGCCAAGAUGUCAAAACGAUGCGUCUCGGAUCUUUCGUAGAUCUGGAGAGCGUUGCAUCAAUUGGCUGUGCCGGUGCCGUGCUGUGCGAGACUAUGCGACUUCAAAAUGUUCAACGGGCGGCAGAAAAUAUAGAGAGAGCUUUCGGAGUGUCGCUGCGGAUGUUUGCUUUGGCGGACUUCAUGUUUGUAAACGCCGACACGCUCUCCUCCCUCCAAGUAUUCCAAUCCGAACUACAUCCGAGUAACCUGAUCUCCGGCACGGGAAAAGCAGUCUCUGGUUCGAAAGAGAGCCUAUCUCUAUUCGGCAUCUUUCACCCACUCGCUGGCACCCCUCAGGGCAAGGCACGGCUCAGACAACUCUUCUUACGCCCACUAGUCAAUAUCGACGUGAUCCGCGAGAGGCAAGCAACCAUUGCGGUAUUCCUGCAACCGGGGAACGAAGAGGCCUUUUCGAGCAUAUCUCAGGGACUACGAAAGUGGACACUUACUCGAUUUUCGCUCCAUGUGCUACGGCUCAGAGACUCCAUACUUCAGCUGCAAAACUCCAACGGCCUUGUCAUCAUACAUAAGAUGGUCCAGGACGUCACAGUGGACAAACUGACGGCAAUUAUAGAUUUAGUAGGGAACGUUGUCGAUUUCGAGGAAACCAAAGCAAACUCACGCAUCGCUGUGAGAUUACACGUAAACACUGAACUCGAUGAACUGAAACAGACUUACCAAGGGCUAGAAUCCCUCUUAAACGAGGUUAGCACAACGUUGUCGUUGGAGCUCCCGACGUGGGCUCGCAAAUUCGUCACAGGCUGUGUGUUUUGGCCGCAACUAGGCUUCCUCACUGUUGUCCCUUUACUCGAGGGCACUCAGGCAGGCUACGAAGGCCAAGGACUGUCCGGUGACCGUUGGGAGCAAAGAUUCACGGCGAACGACAAUGUCUACUUCAAGAACAACCUCAUGAUGGAGCUAGAUGAACACUUCGGGGACACUUACAGCAGGAUUGUUGAUCUCGAGGUUGAUAUCUUGCACGGUUUAGCCUGCAAGAUCCUCGAACAUGAAGCUACCCUCAGUCGCGUGUCCGAUGUUUGCGGCGAACUUGACUGCCUUGUAGCCCUUGCUAGCGGAGCACUCAAAUAUGGCUGGGUAUGUCCGACUAUGACAGAAGACAACAUUAUGUCAAUCUACGGAGGACGUCACCCCCUCCAGGAGCUGGCGGUGCCUGCAUUCAUCUCCAAUGACUGUAUUCUUAUGGGAGGCUCUGCCGAUGAAGCAAAAACACCAACAUCGAUGCCAAACAGCAAUAACAUUGGCGUCAGCACUCUUGUUAUCACAGGGCCAAAUCAUUCGGGGAAAAGUGUAUAUGUCAAGCAGGUUGCCCUCAUUGUUUACCUUGCACAUAUUGGCAGCUUCGUGCCCGCUACCGGCGCUACGAUUGGUCUCACGGACCAAAUUCUAACUCGUAUCUCGACGCGGGAAAGCGUGUCGCAAGCGGAGAGCGCAUUUGGUACCGAUUUGAGGCAGGUGGCCUUCCUGCUGAACCGUGCUACCCGUCGAACACUCGUGGCAAUCGACGAAUUUGGCAAAGGGACGGCAGCUGAUGAUGGAGCUGGUUUAAUGACUGCCCUCAUUGAGCACUUCAGCACCCUCGGUUUACAGUCCCCCAAAGUUCUGAUCACAACACAUUAUCAUGAGAUAUUUGAAGGAGGUUUUCUUCAAGAGCGACCAGGACUAUCGCUCGCGCACAUGGAAGUCCGUCUUGACAUCGACGCGAACCAGAUGGAGGACCAAGUGAUUUUUCUUUACAGUCUAGUUCCCGGAAGGAGCACGUCAAGUUUCGGGAGCAGAUGUGCAGCAUUGAAUGGAAUUGAUACCGCGGUGGUCGAGCGAGCUGAGGCUAUUGUACUGCUCCUCGCCCGAAAUGAAGACCUUGGGGUGAUGUGUGCUAGAUUAGAUGCCGAAGAUGAAGCUCGACUUGAGGAAGCCGAGAACGUUGCCCGGCAGUUUCUUCGAAUCACUUUGGAUGGCCCUGGACAUUUCCAGUCUAGAGGGCGAGGUGCUUUGUCUACUCUGGGCAUUUUGGAGAGUCUUCUCGUGCCGGCAGUGGUUGAGUGA